GUCCUAGUCAGUUUAACGUGUUUGCAUCCGUUUUUUAGUAUGAAGACCUUGUUUGCUUUAGAGAUAUCAGACCUGGUGCCCCCCACCACUACCUGGUGGUGCCAGUGGAGCACAUGGGAAACUGCAAAACGCUGAAGACAGAACACAUACCUGUAGUGAAGAGAAUGAUGGAAGUUGGAAAAGCUGUCCUCCAGAGAAAUAAUUUUAGUGACUUGAAUGAUAUACGAAUGGGUUUUCACUGGCCUCCGUUCUGCUCAAUAUCCCACUUGCAUCUUCACGUCCUGGCCCCAGCCAGUCAGCUGGGAUUCUUAUCCAGACUCAUUUACAGAAUCAACUCCUACUGGUUUAUCACGGCUGAACAACUGAUUGAGCGACUGCAAACUGAAAAUGCUGCCAGCUGAAAGCCCUCUUAGCCUUGUGUCGCUAGCCAGUUUGUUCUUUGUCUUUGAACUCUGAUUUAAGGUUGCGCAGUUUGAUGUUGCCAAUAAUAUACCAGGACAAAAAAGCUUUAGCUCCUUAUGAGGAAACACACCCAGAAUUUGUAGCUGCCAACCUAAUUCUCCUGUUUGCAUACCCGAGUCUGUAUACUUCUCUGACAGCAAGGGGAUGUAUUUUAAUUAGAAUUUUAUAUUUGUAUAUAUACACAUACAUAAUACAUAUGCACACAUGCAGAGAACUUUUCUUAGUUAAAGGCAGGGUAAAGCAGCAGAAUGUAUUGCAACUAAGGCAACAAGUUACUGCUAACAGCAUGUAUGUGGUACCAAAGGGAGUAUUUGUUGCAGAAUCAAGCUUUUAUUUUAAAGAUUCGUUGUUCUGGGAUUGCAAAUAACAUUUAAAACAUUUAAGUUUCCAUCGGUAUUUGUAUGAUGUGUUACUUAUGCCUAGUUAUUACUAGGUACACUGCUGAAAGUACACUACUAACCUUCUGGUGCUAAACCACUUCAAUAUAUUACCUGUCUUAUUUGCAUGACAGUGAUGUAGUAAAUGUUAAUACGAUAGGUGUCCAAGAUGCGAUAAUGCUAUAUAACAUAGACUGUAGUUUAAAUGUACGUGUAAGUGGUUGUAUGUUGAACUUAAAGAUUGUUUUCCUCUUAUGUGCAUAAUAUUUUAAAUUAGUUAUUGUAUGUUUACAAAAAUCAUGAAGAGUUCAGAGGAAUUGAUUUAAUGUAUUGCUCUUCUGCAUGAUGGUAGGGGAAAAAAAAAAUCCGUAUUUUUAGAUGGUUCUGAUACUGUUCUUACUGGAAGUCCCUUGCAGGUUACUAAUGCCUUGGCUAAAUUUGAUUUCUAAAUGAAGUCAUAAGAGAAAUGGGUCUUUAGUGCAGCGAGCAUGCGGCAGGCUUGUGUAAUAGCAAUCUGAUUUGAAUUUGGGAUAGCAGCAGGGACUCAGCCCAAAACUGGAACAU
This is a messenger RNA of Egretta garzetta (little egret), 1403 nucleotides long. RefSeq names its product histidine triad nucleotide binding protein 3 (gene HINT3). NCBI's taxonomy places the organism in Eukaryota, Metazoa, Chordata, Aves, Pelecaniformes, Ardeidae. The record is from RefSeq and is a predicted model, not a curated record. The transcript is spliced from 4 exons. Bases 114 to 401 code for a protein of 95 amino acids.